Molecule: messenger RNA, 384 nt
Organism: Aspergillus alliaceus
Lineage: Eukaryota; Fungi; Ascomycota; Eurotiomycetes; Eurotiales; Aspergillaceae
Exons: 2
Coding region: 1-384 (127 amino acids)
Source: RefSeq, a predicted model, not a curated record
AUGUCUAAUAGAGUUGAUCUCCUUAAGUUUCUCCCAUUAGAUAUUUGGCACUCUGUUAGGGACUAUCUUUAUCCAGUCAAUGUUGAAAAUGUCUUAAACUCUGGUUCGGCUCUCUGGAAAUAUAUCUUUAAAGACGAAACCUGGCUUAUCCUGGUGGAGACACAUGAUCAAUAUCUUCCUUACCUGAUUGGGCAUAAUCUAAGUGCUUUCAGACCUUACUAUUCAGGUGAUCUUUGUCAGUAUCAGGAUAAGUUCUUCACGUGUCUCCAGAAUAGUUGGGUUUAUAAUAAAUAUCGACACGAGAUCAGCUUCCAACCUGGCCUUAUUAUUAACAUACAUGAGAUUAUUACCGGCCAAGAAGCAGCGGCUCUUCCCCUCGAGUAA